UUUGUUGGUACACUCGGUGUUGAUUGGUUUGUUUUAUCAAGAGGAAAUGCUGGAUAUAUUAUAGCUGGUAUUAUUAAAUUAAUUAUUUCAUUGGGAUGUUUUAUUGGAUGGCCGUUUCUUUUUGCUGGUAGAUCGAAAAAAUCACGUAAAUAUAUUACUAUUAGUAGUUUCAUCAAUGCUAUUCUUACUACAGCUUCUGUUAUAUGGUGGCUUACAGAUUGGAUUCGUAUUCUAGCUGAUGUAUUUUAUGAUGGCAACGGAGCACCUUUACAAAGAUGGGGAUAUGAUGAUUAUUAUAACAGAAUCCCAUAUCGCGUGUAA
This is a messenger RNA of Rotaria sp. Silwood2, 321 nucleotides long. The record is from the annotation of a GenBank genome assembly. NCBI's taxonomy places the organism in Eukaryota, Metazoa, Rotifera, Eurotatoria, Philodinida, Philodinidae.